Nezara viridula (southern green stink bug) is the source of this 561-nucleotide messenger RNA. The record is from the annotation of a GenBank genome assembly. Lineage: Eukaryota; Metazoa; Arthropoda; Insecta; Hemiptera; Pentatomidae.
AUGCUAACAAAUCCUCGAGGAAGAAGAAAUGUUGUACCGCUAUCCCGGAGACACGAGGCUACCCAGAAGGAUGUGAGUGAUUGGUCGAGACGAGAUAGAAGUCAGUCGGAAAUGUGUCUUCACGAUCGUUCUACUUGGGGUGGUCACCGAGGGCACAUCCUCUUUACUACCGUUGAAGUCUCCCAUCGCUUUCUUUGGCCAGAAAAUUCCGAUUCCGGUACUAUCCGUGUAAUUGUGGGAACCGUCAACAAUGGGUGGAAUACAGCAUGGCUGAGGACGGCCUACGUGCACAUCUCCAGAGGUAAGAGGUGCCGCGCUAGGGUCAGGGACACCGUAAGAGACAAUGGCCAAUUUGUUCACGGGGGGAUGUGUGUACUCCUUCACUGCCAUCAGGUGACGCCACGUGCCUUCUCCAAGAGCUGUUGUUUGUUAUUAAAGGCCUUCUUUGGUAGUACUUGGGAAGAAAAGGCGGGUUAUCCAAUAGGUCACUGCCUUGACUAUUCCUGUCAAAGUGUGAAGGUCGUAUGUUAUAACAUUAGGUGGGCACCAAACUUAGAAUGA